Aspergillus candidus is the source of this 3515-nucleotide messenger RNA. RefSeq lists its product as uncharacterized. The transcript has a single exon. The record is from RefSeq and is a predicted model, not a curated record. NCBI's taxonomy places the organism in Eukaryota, Fungi, Ascomycota, Eurotiomycetes, Eurotiales, Aspergillaceae. The coding region runs from base 627 to 3188 and encodes 853 amino acids.
AAAAAAAAAAUUCCCAACCGAAUUCUCUCACCCCCUUGCCUGGAUCCAGGUGCAGUUGCUGCAGCCUCCCUUUCUGUCGCUGCACGGCGCAGUUGCAAGAAUCAAACUCCCUUUCGUUCCAUUACACAACAGAUCUCCACUCCUUACUAGUCUGUUCACCACUGGUCGACGUCUCCGCACAUUCCAUUCAGCCCUGGUCAAGAGCUGUCGUUGUUCGACGCAUUAUAUCCCUUGGUUGGGCUUGGCUUCCGGAUCUGACCAGAGAGAAUGAAGUGAUUAAACGCCAGUGAAACAUACCUGCAGGCUUUAGGGGGGGGGUGGAGAAUACGAAGGCCCGUCGUUAUUUCUAUCCAAUCUUUCCGCUCUCGUUGUUUGUUGGUGGCGACGAACAACGAGCCAGCGAUCCCAUUUAUUUGCUGUGCACCCUCGACGAGAUUGGGUAGCGUGGGAUAUACUGGAAAGUCGAACCUGAUUAGGCGCGACGUGGACCAGUGGGGAGAUUUUUUGCUCAAAUACACCCCCCUUACUGUGCUACAACUAUACGGGAUUGUUUGAAAACGGCGCGCCUCGCGUUACCAUGCUUUUGGUACCUUGAUGAAUAUCACCGUUGAAAGGACAGCAUCAAGAUGGCCAGCGAGAAACAGGACAGUGUGGGUGGCAGCCAGGGUGGUGGCCCCAUGAAAUUUUCCCGCUACCGGUCCGUGAGAAAAGCCGCCAAACAGCCACCGGUCUCUCGUGCUCCUAGCGCCGCGGGCUCAGGAGCCCAUGCGCCCGUCCCUCAGGAUGAUUUCGCGACCGCAUUGGCCUCGAACACCACCAUUAAGAGAAGUAUGUCGCGAUAUCGGCGUCCGAGAACAUCCACAUCGCAAUCGACUCCCGAUCCACCGCCUCCCCUUCCGACCCCCGCCGAUCGAACGCGAGAUCCUGCGCACCAGGAACGUCCCCGUGGUGACACCGUUGACUCACCAGUCCGCCGGCGCUCUGCAGGACGUAGCGACGGCGUGGGAUCCAGAAUUCCUGCAGACAACAGGACUGAUUCGAGAUCGGCCACUGAGGAGAGACCGUACCGUGGUGGGGACCACAAUAGGGCCCGCGCUAAUAAUGGCGAUCAUUCUGCAACCGCUCGCGAUCUGCACCGACAAAAUGCGAUGGAUUGUUUGACUGGAGGGGAUCAAAAUUUCUCGGCGUCCACUUCGGCGUUUCAGAGACCAACGGUGCGAGUGAGGACUCGUAAGAAUACAGAGAGCGAAAACGAGCCCGAUGACGAUCGCAACCAUGAUUGGACUCGGUCCAGGCCGUCGAGUCAAGAGAUUAAAGCGGGUCGACGACGGUCGAAGAUUCAACAACCAACACCGCCAUCGAGGAAGCCACCAGUUGCUCUCCCAAAUGAUCAAAGUGACAGCGAUGCCGCGUUUAACAGCCCGGUCGAAUCUGGCGCCUUGAAUCGGUUUCCAGGCAUCGAUGCGCCCGUGUCUGCCGUGAAUUCCGGCGAACGAGCAGUCCAUGUCCAAUUCAAGAAACAUACUUUCAUACUGAAUGUGGUCCCAUCCACAUCGGCCCAGGACCUUUUGCUCUCCGCUGCAGAAGUUUUGGAUGGCCAGAUCGACCCUCAUAAAUACAUACUGGUAGAGUCCUUCCGAGAGCUUGGGCUGGAGCGACCGCUACGCAGAUACGAGUAUAUCCGAGACGUCAUGAACUCUUGGGCAAGUGAUGGAGAGAAUAGGUUGAUCAUCGUUCCUCCCGCCAGCCUCGAUGCCUUGUCUAUGCUCGAGUCUCAAAAUGUCUCGUCUGAACCACCUGCGGACGUGACCGUCCAGAUGUGCUACUCCCAACGCCCGCGCAAGUGGGACAAACGCUACGUGACCUUACGGUCGGAUGGGCAGAUCACUGUCUCCAAGAAGGAGCGGAGCCAAGAUCAAACCAACACCUGCCAUCUGUCCGAUUUUGACAUGUACUCGCUCACAUCAAGUUACUAUGCGGACAGCGUGAGGCCGCCGAAAAAGGUCUGCCAGGCAGUGAAAAGCCAGCAGAAGUCAAGCAUGUUCCUGACCACCGAGAACUUCGUGCAUUUCUUCUCGACUAACCACAAAGAUAUCGCCGAGACCUGGUACAAGGCGGUUCAAGCCUGGCGCAGCUGGUAUCUAGUGACCAAACUAUGCGCUGGUAGGCCGGAAGAAAAACGGCAAUCCCAGAUCGACACGGAUGACGCCCGAAGUGGAGUGAAGUCGCCCCCGAAGCCACUGAUGAACCCGUUCGAGAGCUCUGACGAAGGAAUGACCUCGUCUUCGUCUCAAGAUCCGUCGAAAGCAACAACAUCUAAACAGUUGUUCUCGCGCAAGAAGAGCACUCGGGGCCACGGACCACCUCCCUGUUCUCUCCCAAAGUCGCUCGCGACAGAUGCCGACGCGCCAUUAUCUCAGGUAUCUGAAGCGGCCCCUUUCACGUCUUCGGGCCUGUUGGGCCGAACCUAUACGGUCCGCCAACGGGCCAUGAAAGAGCGGGAAGAGCAAGAAAGGAGGGCGAAUGAGGAAGCGUUUACUCAAGGCCUUGUCGGGGCCAUGACCUCCCGCCCGUCGCACAACCCCACCACCGGACCCAACAGCCGGUCCAAUACGAUGACGUCGACACAUGCUCCCGAUCAUGCGAGUCUCAUGAAACGUUCCCAGUCUGUCAAGAGCAAGCCGCUAGUCGACUUGACGCCAGUCUAUCAAGAGCCGCCCCAGCACGCCCGCAAAGGCCGAGCCGUCACGGUUGACCCCGGCAUGCCAUUGAUUGAGGCCGCGACGGGUCGCGACGGCCCGCUUAACGCAAUCACAAUCCCACCGGCAACGACCUGGAAAAGGCCAAAUAUCCCCCCAGUCCCAGAACUCCCGUCAGCGGCAACAGCAGACCGUCGAACUCGCAAACGAUCCAACACAGCCCGCAGCGUGAGCAACCACCCCCGUCACCAUCAAACUUACACCGCCCCCUCCUCCCCAACGUCUCCUAUCGACGGCGCCCAGCACCCAGGAAGGGAACCCUUCAUACCCAACAGCCUUCUAGCCCGAACCGCCCAGCUGGCCGUGACACCAAGCGGAGCGCCAAUCGGACACGGCGUCGCGACGGGUGACCGCAACGCGGCAAAACCCAUGUUGGACAUGACGCCGCAGAGCCCAUUUGCGGAGGGUAGCCUGCUGCACGGUCUAUGAGAGGUUUGCACUCAAUCUUACCGAUAUUUUGUCACUGGAAUGGGAGAUUUGCAUUUGCUGAUUUUCGAGGCGGAGGAGUUGGGUUUGGGUCGGAUCUGGAUUUUGCAGGUGGACUUGCAUUGAGGUUGUUUUUGUCUCAUACCCAUAUACCAAGUGUUAUGGAGUUUGUCUUUUGUUUGAUUUUUACAAUCUUUUUUCAAUCUCUUUACUUUGUUUGUGUCCAUUUCGAAAUGUCUUUUGGCUGUUUUUCAUUUGUUAUCUUUCGCAUUAUGACAUUGAGUGAGGAUAUAGUGUCCACCAUAUCAAAAAAACAAUUCCAUACACACA